AUGUUUAUUACUGCUCCAUUUACAAGCAUUAUUGUUACACUUGUUUUGUAUAUUUUACAAGGUGCUAUUCUUGGUUUAUCUACAUCUAUUCCUCUUUAUCUUACGAAAGAAGGUGCAUGGAAACAACAAGGCAUCUAUAGUUUAGUUCAUUAUCCAUUUAGUUUAAAACUAAUCUGGGCUCCUAUAAUUGAUGUCUUUUAUAUUCAACGUUUUGGCCGACGUCAAACAUGGUUAUUACCGAUUCAAAUUAUACUUGGCAUUGCUUUGAUUGUUCUUUCAUUCUAUAUCGAACCAUUUAUUAAAAAUCUACGUGUUAUUCCAUUGUCGAUCUUCGUUUUUUUCGUUCUAUUUCUUACUGCUAGUCAAGAUAUAUGUGUCGAUGGAUGGGCUCUGACACUUUUUGCUUCAUCGAAUGUUGUUUGGCAAUCAACUUCACAGACUAUUGGACAGACGCUUGGACGUUUUCUUGGAUCAUCAUUUCUUUUGACGUUUGAAUCAGCUAAUUUUACCAAUAGCUACAUUCGUCAACCAUUAUCACUUCAUACGCAUGAUACAGGACUCUUUACAUUAGCUCAAUUCGUACGUUUCUGGGGUAUUGCCUUUCUUGUUGUUACUUGUAUUAUAGCUUUUUUAUUUCGUCAUCAUACAUCAAAUCAAACUGAUGUGAAGAAAACCUUAAAAUUCAUUGAUACAUAUUUAUCUAUUAUUAAAAUUUUAAAAAAACCAUGUAUGUUAAAGUUCGCAUUUAUACUUAUAAUUUGUCCUUUUGGUUAUGCAGCAACUUAUUAUAUGACUAAUCUUGCUUUGAAUAAUCAUGGUAUGUCACGUGAUACCUAUGGUCUUAUUACAAUGCCACUAAUUUUAGUUAAAAUAAUUGUUCCACUUAUUCUAUCUCAAACGCAUCGACCUUUAAUAUGGUUUGCUCGAUUAUAUCCACCUCGACUCUUGAUUGGUUUAUUAAUUGGUAUUUAUAUAUAUUUUACUCCACAACUUGUUAAAUUUCCUUAUGUAUUUUAUUCAAUUCUAAUUACUCUCUUUAUUAUCCAUGAAACAAUUAUCUAUUUACAACUUGUUGCUCGUGUUGGUUUCUAUGCUCAAGUUAGUGAGCCACGUAUUGGAGGAACAUAUAUGACAUUGGUCAGUACAGUUGGUAAUAUUGGUCAAAGUGUAUCAAAUAGUGCUGUUCUUUAUAUCGCAAACUGGUUACCAGAGAAACAUGCUUACUCAAUUGAAUUAAUUGGUUGUACAGUUAUUGGCAUUAUUUUUUUAUUAAUAACUUGGCGUAUGAUGCAUCAAUUACAAGCAAUUCCAGUUCAUAAAUGGUAUUCAGUAAAAGAAAAUGAGAGAUCAGUCGAAACAAAUGUGCAAGAAUUAAUAGAAACGACAUGA
Molecule: messenger RNA, 1389 nt
Organism: Adineta steineri
Lineage: Eukaryota; Metazoa; Rotifera; Eurotatoria; Adinetida; Adinetidae
Source: the annotation of a GenBank genome assembly